Messenger RNA from Notolabrus celidotus (New Zealand spotty), 2171 nucleotides. It is a transcript of the gene pard6gb, whose product is annotated as par-6 family cell polarity regulator gamma b. The record is from RefSeq and is a predicted model, not a curated record. Gene Ontology annotation, biological process: establishment or maintenance of cell polarity; centrosome cycle; regulation of cellular localization. Gene Ontology annotation, cellular component: cell cortex; apical plasma membrane; nucleus. Gene Ontology annotation, molecular function: protein kinase C binding. The coding region runs from base 258 to 1628 and encodes 456 amino acids. The transcript is spliced from 3 exons. Lineage: Eukaryota; Metazoa; Chordata; Actinopteri; Labriformes; Labridae.
CUGAUGUCAUUUCAAAACUUAACUCACACUCCCAAGUCAACGCAGCGAGUCGCUCACCUCCUCCUCUCCUGUGAAGUACUAUCUUCUCUUUGGCGGAGGCACUCUGAAGAAAAAACUCCAGGAGGUGAAAUAAACCCGAAAUAUCUCCACUAGACACGAAGCGGGAGGAUUUACAACCAGAAACCCCGGGACCAGAGCCCCUCUUUCUGCGGGCAAAGGCGGCACAACUUUAUUUGUCGAACUUCAACUAAAAGAAAAUGAAUCGGAGCUUUAACAGAUCGCAACCUCUGCGAAAUAUGGAUUGUAACGCAGUGGAAGUGAAAAGCAAGUAUGGGGCUGAAUUUCGCCGGUUCUCUGUGGACCGGGUCAAGCCUGGCAAGUUUGAAGAGUUUUACAAGCUCAUCCUGCACAUUCACCGCAUUGCCAAUAUGGAGGUGAUGAUUGGCUAUGCGGACAUCCACGGUGAUUUGCUGCCCAUCAACAAUGACGACAAUUUCUGCAAGGCGGUGUCAACAGCUCAUCCUCUGCUCAGGAUUUUCAUACAGAGACAAGAAGAGGUCGACUACGCCAACUUCGGCACCAACACAAUCACCCGUAGGAAGAAGGCGGUGGUCGCGCUCCGCAACAAUGACGUGAACAGAAAGCGGCCACACAUCCGCAUCGGCAUGCCCCAGGACUUCAGACCUGUCUCCUCCAUCAUUGAUGUUGACAUCCUCCCUGAGUCUCACCGUCGCGUUCGCCUGUAUCGCCACGGCUCGGACAAACCUCUGGGCUUCUACAUCCGCGAUGGGACCAGCGUGAGGGUGACGCCACACGGGUUGGAGAAAGUUCCUGGCAUCUUCAUAUCACGACUGGUGCCCGGAGGGUUGGCGGAGAGCACUGGGCUGCUGGCGGUUAACGAUGAAGUGUUGGAGGUUAACGGCAUUGAGGUCACUGGAAAGUCCUUAGAUCAGGUGACAGAUAUGAUGAUUGCCAACAGCCACAAUCUGAUUGUGACGGUGAAGCCGGUCAACCAGAGGAAUAACGUCGUCCGCAGCAGCAGGAUUUCUGGGAGCUCAGGACAGUCAUCCGACAGCAGCGGCUCAACUGGUUACCCGAGUUUGUCCAUUGCCACAGCAGGUGUCACAUCCCCUGGAGCACAUUACCAAGAUGACCUUGAGAGUGACGAAGAGACAGACAUCGUGAUUGAGAACAGCCUCAAACGGCCGUCUAUGAGGUCCAACGCUUCCCUGGCAUCCACUGCGUCCCGCACACACCAGCAGGCAUCAUCAACAGCUCAAAAUCCAGCUCCACCUCCUAGCCCGCCCACACGGCCUUCAUCUGUGGUCUCCACAGCCUCCUUCCACUCCCAGCCAAGCCUCAACGGAGGGUCCCACCACCACCACCACCACCAACACAGCAGCCUCAGCUACCAGCUCCACAGAGACCUGAGCCUUCACCACCCACAGACCCAGCAGCAGCAGCGUCACCACCACGUACAGCCUCCACAUCACAGCAGCAACCCGGCGCUCCGCCACAGCAACGGCAGCCUGCACAAAAUCCUCAGCUCCAUGAAAACAGACCCACGACACAGCCUCGCACUGCCCAGGGGAGGAGUGGAGGAGGACGGCACCGUUAUUACCCUAUAAUACUUAUAAACCCACAGACUGACAGAGACAUCCCCACUGCUCAGAGACUAAAACUGGAACACCAGGCCUGAUGAAAUGAGCGUGACAGUGUUUUGUAAGAAACUAAUUUUGUAACUUCUGUUUGUUUUUAUGAGAUAACUGAUGAUAGAAAGUUACAAAUCAGGAAGCAAGGAAAAUGUAUUGUGUAUAUUUCUUGUAUUUCCAAAGCUGUCUUUGUCUUAAAUGAAAAGAUUUGUAUGUAUGUUUGUACCAAGCAUCAGAACAAACUGUUUUUAGGAGAGUCCACUGUAUGUUAGAGUUCUGAAUGUGCCUACAGCCUGAUAUCUUUUGUUAGUGACCACUUUUAUUAAGAUCCUUUUCAUUCUUAUUUCUGGGACCAACUGGGGAUUGCUUGUGUAUGUUUUUAAAGAGUAAAUCUAUAUUUCUUAUAUUUGGAUAAAUGCUGUGUAGAGUAUGUUUUUUUAAUAGUUUUUUUAUGCAUUUGAUGAUUGUGAUCAAAUCCCUGUAUCUGUUCCAAUAAAUUAUUCUCACACUUUGGCAAAA